Culicoides brevitarsis is the source of this 1105-nucleotide messenger RNA. RefSeq lists its product as uncharacterized. The transcript is spliced from 2 exons. Gene Ontology annotation, cellular component: nucleus. Bases 28 to 738 code for a protein of 236 amino acids. The record is from RefSeq and is a predicted model, not a curated record. NCBI's taxonomy places the organism in Eukaryota, Metazoa, Arthropoda, Insecta, Diptera, Ceratopogonidae.
AUUGAUACCGCAAGGCAAAACAACAAAAUGGCUGAAGUACCAUCACGAGAAACCCUCAAGAAAGAAAUUCACGCAAUCUUGAAAGAUGCGGAUUUGUCAAAAACGUCUGCCCGCAAGGUUAGACAGGAACUCGAGGAAAAGUUGGAUUGCGACUUGACGGAUCGCAAAAAGUUAGUGGACGAGCUUGUGAUGGAAUUUAUCAACGAUCGAUCGGAUGACGAGGACGACGAUGACGAGUCCGAGGACGAAUCGGAAGAUGAAAAGCCCGCAAAACGACCGGCACCCUCGAAAAAGGCGGCUCCGAAGAAAAAGCGUCGCGAUGACAGUGACGACGGCAGCGACGACGGCUCCGACGACGACUACAAACCGAACAAGAGCAAGGGCAGCAGCGGCAAAGCGAAGAAAAAGAAGGGCUCCGAUUCCGACUCGGACGACGAUUACAAACCGAAAAAGAAGAAGGCAGCAGCGGGAGGCGCCAAAAAAGGUGGCAAAGGAGGCACCGGAUUUACGCGCCCCCUGCAAUUAUCGCCCGAAUUGGCAAGUCUCAUGGGCGAAUCGACGUUGCCGCGACACGAAGUCGUCAAGAAGGUCUGGGCCCUCAUCAAGGAACGCAAUUUGUACGAUCCGAAGAACAAACAGUUUGCCAUUUGCGAUGCCGACUUGUUGAAGGUCAUCGGCGUCAAGCGAUUCCGUACAUUCGGCAUGAUGAAAUACCUCCAACCUCACUUUAUCGGAUAAAUUUCCGGGCGGAUUUUUCAAGUUUUUUUUAAAAUUCAUUCAGAUUUCUAGAUUUUAAGUUUCUUUAAAUGAUAAGCUCCCCCCUCCUUUUUCCGAAUAAUGAUCUGUUUUUUGUGAAAGGACGAAUAAUUUAACAUUUUUUUGACAAUUUUUUAGUACAUUAUUAAUUGUAAGCUUAGAAAAACAGAGUCCCGACUUUAAUCAUUAAGAAUUGUAAGCAGUGUGUAUGCACGAGGGAAAUUCGCGUACACAAUAAGUUCUAUAUUUUUUAUUAAGAAACAACAAAAAAAAGUCACUUUAAGAAUCAUUAUUAUGGCGCAAUUUUGAUUAUUAAAAAAAAGAUAAUUAAUAAAAAUAAAAUGUAAUA